This is a messenger RNA of Lingula anatina, 2614 nucleotides long. RefSeq names its product ADP-ribose pyrophosphatase. Gene Ontology annotation, molecular function: ADP-ribose diphosphatase activity. Lineage: Eukaryota; Metazoa; Brachiopoda; Lingulata; Lingulida; Lingulidae. The record is from RefSeq and is a predicted model, not a curated record.
UGCGCACCUGCUGGUGACGUCACUCUGUAAACCAUAAGAGUGCGGAUUUGGGAUGCCUUAACAACCCGAGAUACUAUCUUUUAUAACGUGCAGUUUGUUCCUUAGAGUCCUGAGAUAUUGACAGGUUAGGAGUUGUCAUCUUAAUCAUAGCUAUCGUGUGGCCUGCCAGCAGGUACCUGCCUGUACUCAGACAUUCCUUCUUCAACUACACGUUGAAUCGGUUUUAUAUGGGCAACAGCAACAGUACAACCACCAUGACUUCAGUUCCGAAACCAAACUCACACUACAAGUGUCGUAAUUGUCAGUACCCGCGUGGUGGACCUCAGCGUUACGCAGUACCCGAUGAUAAAGUGUCCUGGAAGACAAAUUACCCAGAAUAUGCACCCCCGGAAUUUACCUCAGAAUCUGUGUCUUCAGGACCGGUAUGGGCAGAUCCGGGAGUGACAGAGAAAGGGCCACCACCUUUGAAAUGGAAUACUGUCCAUGGCAAAGUAAACAGGGUCAGCCAUAUGGGUCAAUAUGAAGUAGUUAAUGGCUUACCACAGAAUCCCGUCGGGAGGACAGGAAUUAGAUCGCGGGGACAUUUAGGACGUUGGGGGCCGAACCAUGCAGCAGACCCUAUUGUCACAAGGUGGAAAAGAGAUAAAAAUGGUUCCAAGGUUAUCCAUCCAACAACCAAGAAGCCUAUAUUACAGUUUGUUGCUAUACAGAGAAAAGACAGUGGAGAGUGGGCUAUACCUGGGGGCAUGGUGGAUGCUGGAGAGAGAGUCAGUGUCACUCUGAAGAGAGAGUUUGCUGAAGAAGCCAUGAAUUCCUUAGAAGCAAACUCAGAGGAAAAGGAGAAAAUUAAAAAGUCCUUGGAAACAUUAUUUAGUAAAGGUGUUGAGGUAUACCGAGGCUAUGUGGACGACCCACGCAAUACUGACAAUGUCUGGAUGGAGACGGUGGCUUACAACUUCCAUGAUGAUACAGGAGACAGCGUGGGGAAGUUUAAUCUUAAUGCGGGUGAUGAUGCUGGCAAUGUGAAGUGGACCGAUAUCAGCAGCUCUCUUCAGCUCUUUGCCAGCCAUGUGGAUUUUAUAGAAAAAGUAGCUAAAAAGAAUAAUGCACAUUGGUGAUUCAUAUUUCAUGAAAUAUAGGUUAGGAAGGCAAUUGUGAACCAUAAGGGGGGGUGGGGGGUGGGGUCUCAAAGAAGGGUAUUAAAAUUGCCCCUUUACUGAACUCUUCCCAUCUAAAUUUUGACCCCCUGUAUAAAGUAAGUUCAGAAUGGACAAGAGUAGAGUAGAGGAAAUACCACCCCUGAACAAAAUUACACAUAUAUAUUUAAUUUCAGGAAAAUAUUAUAAGGUUUUUGCCUCACAGUUUGCAACAAUUCAUUUCUCUUCUUUGGUAUUGUGUAUAAGACCUUCCAUAGACCCCCCUAAGGUUACAACAUUCAAUAAGAUAUUUCUCUGGAGUGCAUUCUGGACAAUAUUCAAUGGGAAUCCUCUGAGAUGGCCCAAAUUCUGGCAUCUUGGCGUAUCUCAGAAGAUUUCCAUUACAAUGAGUUUUAGUAAUUGCUUUUGUGCCAUAACUUUACUUUAAGAAAUGUGAACUUUACAACGUGCAAAAAGUUUCAGGAAGACUGGGUAAGACUGUGAAAUACUAUUAUAUGAAAUACUAUACUGUACGCAGUAGAUCAAAAUGUCGUAGAAGACUGGAGACUGUGGCAAUAAUAUCCAUGGCUUGUUCCCUGUAGGUGAAAAGGUGUAAGUUAUGCUCAAAUUUAAUCUGCAUUUAAUCUUCCUUAGAAAUGCUAGAAGCAACUCUGUGACAGUGACUGUAUAGUAUUUGCUUUAAUAAGUUUUAUCAUUCUUUGUAAGCGUACAGAAAUAAAUAUGACCUAUAAGCAAAAUUUCAACAAAACUUGGAAUACCUUCAAAGGAUAAAAGUAUUAUGUAGGUGACUGUGUAGAAAGUGCCAAGUUGUAAACAAAGAAACAGUUAAAGUUGCCUGAAAGUAGCCCAUGAAAUGCCAUGAUUUACUCAUUUCUUGAAACCCUUUGUUUAAACUAAUUUAGAAAAAAAACUUUUGGCAUUCACCGACAUGCAAAGGAAAAAAUUGAACUGUAUCCACUAUCAAAACUAAAAGGGGCAUGAUGUUUGCCAUUAAUGUAAACUUUUUAGCAAGGCUUUCACAUUUAAUAUGGAUCAUUCCUGUUUUGGUAUACUUUUGUUAUUUACUUUUUGCAGUAUACUUGGGACAGCUACCCACAAAUGUAAAAUAUUUACAUGAUGUGAAGGCAUUGACUUCCAGGAUUAGUGUCUAUUAAUUGAAUAUUCUCUCAUCUGAAAAUGUGAUAUUGUGUAGUUAUUUUUCUUUUGAUAACUAAAUGGUAAUUAUAUUAGAUACUUGGGGUAGAUGAUUUCUACUAAAUUUGAAAAUCUGUUAAGAGAUACUGCUUUGUGUAUUGAAUGUGUAAGAAUAUUUUCUUAAUAUCAAACAUUUUGUAUUUGUGUUAAAUUCUCUGCUGGUUAAUUCAGCUUAAGACUAUAAGGAAAACUGUAAAUUUGUGAUGUCUUUUUCUUAAUAGUGAACAGAUAUAUAAUCAUUAUUAAAGUAAGUCUGCAUACUA